Molecule: messenger RNA, 631 nt
Organism: Ailuropoda melanoleuca (giant panda)
Lineage: Eukaryota; Metazoa; Chordata; Mammalia; Carnivora; Ursidae
Product: late cornified envelope protein 3D-like
Exons: 2
Coding region: 82-372 (96 amino acids)
Biological process (GO): epidermis development
Source: RefSeq, a predicted model, not a curated record
CUGCCCUGGGCUCUUCAUCCACAGCCUCCUCAGCAACAGCCUUGUCCUGCCUCCUCAGUAUUCCGUCAAAGUCCUGCAGAGAUGUCCUGCCAGCAGAGCCAGCAGCAGUGCCAGCCCCCUCCCAAGUGCCCCUCAUCGCCCAAGUGCCCCCCGAAGAGCCCAGCACAGUGCUCCCCCCCAGCCCCUGCUGGCUGUGCUCCUGGCUCCGGGGGUGGCUGUAGCCCCAGCUCGGGGGGCGGCUGCUUCCUGAGCCACCACAGGUACCACGGAUCCCACAGAUGCCGGCUCUGCAGCUCUGACACCUGUGACAGUGGCAGUGGGCGGCAGUCUGGGGGCUCUGGGUGUGGUCAUGGCUCCAGGGGCUGUUGCUGAUCUGGGAUCCUGGAUGCUGAGACAAGUGAUCUUAGAGGAAAUAAGAAUCCAUGGGGACCAGAAAAAGCCACCUGACAUGCAGCCUUUCUAGAAUCCCCUAUUCUCACUUGCCCAGCCUGAGAAGGUCCAAGCUCUCUCCAGAAGGCUCUCUCCACCUGGUCGAGGAUCACAUAGUCUCUGUCUGCUCCACUGCACCUGCCACUGAUUGUCAGCGCUUGUGCCUGACCCCGUGAAAAAAUAAAUCUUCUGUCCCUCGUUA